AUGACGGCUGGUAAUAUUUCCCAUCCAGACAGUUUCUCUCAUCGUCACGACAACAGCACAUGUCCCGUAUGCCCCUUCUCUGAGGCUUCCGUGUUUUACCUGGUUCUCGGGUCGACAGAUCUGGCUCUGGGACUCCCCAGCGGGUUUUGGGCUCUUUGGCUUCUGGGUCAGGGUUCUCGUGCGGUUCUGGAGUCUGAGUUCUUCAUCGUCCAUCUUCUCGUCACUGACAUGUUCAGCAUGCUCGUCACCCUCUUGUCCAUGUUUCACUUUCUUCUGUGGUGCAAUCCGACCGUGGAGAAGGUCAUUUAUGUUCUGUACAUCCUGUUUCUGUAUGGCCGUCCGUUUUUCCAGUCAUGUGUGUGUGUGGAGCGUUACUUUGCCGUGGUCCACCCCGUCCUCUACCUCUCAUACAAAUCUCUGAAGUACAGGCUGACGGCACUGCUGACAACCUGGGUUGUCGUUCUCACGUUUUCGGUCGGCAAUAUGGUCGUCCUCAGCGCUAAUGUGCUGCCCUGCGUUUUCCUGCUGGCCCUGUGUGUGACCUCGUUCUGCAGCCUGUCCAUCCUCAGGGUCCUGAGGCGGCAGGGACCAGGAGACGACCAGAGGAGGAGGAGCAGUGUUAUAAAGAGAAAAGCCUUUGUCAUCGUCCUGUUGAUUCAGCUCAUGCUGCUGGUGAACUACCUGCCCAUGCUGUGUCUUAUGCCGCUGCAGGCAUUUGUGCGUGCUGAGGUGUUUACCUGUUACAUUUACCCAAUGGCCAUGUCUCUGUCCAUGGUGGGUGCUUUUGUUCAGUCCCUGCUCUACGUCCACAGGGCUGGGAAACUGGUCUGCAGCACCGCUGGGCCUAAACAGCACUGA
Molecule: messenger RNA, 858 nt
Organism: Chanos chanos (milkfish)
Lineage: Eukaryota; Metazoa; Chordata; Actinopteri; Gonorynchiformes; Chanidae
Product: P2Y purinoceptor 8-like
Exons: 1
Coding region: 1-858 (285 amino acids)
Biological process (GO): phospholipase C-activating G protein-coupled receptor signaling pathway; positive regulation of Rho protein signal transduction
Cellular component (GO): plasma membrane
Molecular function (GO): G protein-coupled receptor activity
Source: RefSeq, a predicted model, not a curated record